Molecule: messenger RNA, 1173 nt
Organism: Alternaria arborescens
Lineage: Eukaryota; Fungi; Ascomycota; Dothideomycetes; Pleosporales; Pleosporaceae
Exons: 3
Coding region: 1-1173 (390 amino acids)
Biological process (GO): proteolysis
Molecular function (GO): serine-type endopeptidase activity
Source: RefSeq, a predicted model, not a curated record
AUGGCCGACCUCGCAAGUCCGCCACGGAGCACACAUAAAUUUCCCAAAAUCUUGGCUUUGGGGGUACUACUACUUGAGAUCGAGCUAGGCCAAGGCAUUGAGACUCAUAUUCCAGCAAUACAUAGAGACGCGAACGGCAAACCAAAAGAUAACGCAAUCCAUCUGACAGCAGGCGAAAUCAUCAAAUCAAGUGUGUGGGUAAGACGUCUCGAGAAACGCAAGACCCUCAAAUUUGUUAGCGACGCUAUCAACACAUGUGUGGGCCCAGAGACUGCUCAUCUCGGUACAGAUCCUGCUCAAGUACAGGAAAAGCUCUAUAGCUGUGUUGUAGCUAAGUUCUAUAGCGUGUUGGAAAUUAUGUAUGGUGAUCCCAGAAAGAUCGAUCUUGAACCGAUGCGACAUGCGCCGUGUCCCCAGUCUGUUCCGGUAAGGAUAUUACCAGCGCAGCCUCCAACAAUGCCACGUAUACAAGGCACAACCGAUGCAUCUCCUACUGAUGCGGCACUGCUGUCAUCGAAUUCAGCUUUGUUAGAUAGCUCCUCAUGGUUGGAUAAAUUCGAUCAUUGUAUCAGGUCUCUGGAGAGAUCUGCGCAAGGCGAAAAUCAACGUAAUAUUAUCAAGAUCGCUAUACUCGAUACUGGGUGCAACACGGAUGACGACUUUUUCUCCGAUCUUGGCAUGCAUUACCUCAAUGGCCUCCAAGGAUCCGGCAGAUGGUAUGACUGUGUCGCUGGAAGUUAUAAGCCGAUAGACCAGGAUCCAAAAAAACAUGGAACCGCCUUGACGGCUCUGUUACUUCGACUGGUUCCAAAGGCACUAGUAUACGUGAUCAGAGUUGCGAAAGACGCAGAGCAUCUUGCACAAGCAGAUGAAAACAUAGCGAAGGCAAGGAUAAUCCCAAGCAAGUCAAGUGACCCAUUGCUGACAAUGCCUGGGCAGGCAGUACGAUAUGCGCAUAGCCAAGGUGUUGAAAUCGUAUCGAUGUCUUUCGGCUUCGAUCGUACACUUGAGCUAUCUAAGAAAGCUAUCGAACAGACCAGCACCCUGAACUAUUUCCAGCCAACCACGAGCUUGUCAUUCCCGUUCGAGGUACAAGCUAUAAAGGAUCUUUCGAAGACUUGUUCAACCCAGUCACUCCUGGACACAAGCCAGGAUGUCGUUACGGCACUUUAG